CUGUCUUCCCAACGCCCUAAUUAUAACAUAUUUGUUUCAGAUUAGUAGAUUUUGUUUCAACAGCAUAUAAAAUUCAUCUAAAAUAGGAAAUGGCAAUAACUUCAUUAGAUGUUUCGUGCGAUAAAAUACCCACGAAAUCGUCAUGUUCUGCACACAGUUCCAAAGGCGGUAAUUCUUGCCGUUUAGUUAAAAUUAACUUUGCUUCUGCCGAUGGGCGCCUAUCCAGCGCCGCAAGUAAGCUUAAUAAAGCUAAAAAAAAUAACCCUAGAUCUCCAUACUUAACAGGCGAUAGAGUUCAGUUACUUUCCAGAGUAACAGAAAAGAGAUUGGUUCAUAAAAAAACAACUGAUAUUGUUUCAUCUUUCCCAUUGGCUGUAAAUAUUUACAAAGCUAAUUCCGAUGAAUUUAAAUCAUCUAAAAAGGCCAAUAAGAAAGUUAAGAAAUCGGUGCUCACUCUUCCCAAUGACCCAGCGCCAGCGCCUCAGUGUACUGUGAGCGAUAUGAAUGAUUCGGAAUAUUGCGAAAAAAAUAUCAGAGUUCGCAAACAAAAAGUGAAGAAGCGUAGUCCGAUGCAAAACAGCAGGAAGGCACGUGUAAGAGAAAAAGAUUUCGAGUUUUAUGAUAGAGACGAUAUAAACUUAGACUGUAGCUCUACAGAUAUGAUUAAAAAUUUUAAUGGUGAUGGCAAGAGGAUUUCUAACAAAAAGAAAAAUUUACCACCUCCAAAUAAAACUCAAACGGCAAGUAACGACCUAAGUGAUGUGUGGACCGUGCUUAGAAACAUCAAUAAAUUUCAGUUCAGACCUUCACCUCCGAUGUCUGAAGCGAGUAUUAUACCGGUAAAGAAGAGAGUACAAAAACGUCAAAGAAGAUCAAAUCGUAAGGAUACACGUGUUAUUGAGACUUGUCGGACCCAAGAGUUUGCGUACAUAUCAAGUUACGAAGUGGAUGAUAAAACUAAUAACAGCUUUUCACAAUCCUCUAGUAUUGAUCGUAUAACAGUCAUUGACAAGAAAAAUGAAUUUAGCAAAAUAUGCGAGGAAUUCGAAAAACGACUACUUAAAACACAUGAAUUUCUUAAAGAUUCGAAUAAUAACAAAACUCGUACACAGAAACAUAAAAAUCAGCGUAAACUAUCUAAAGGUAACUUAAAAGCUAUAGGUAGUGGUGGAUCUAAAGAAAAUAAACAGCUAAUACCUCUGAAAAAGAAGAAAAAAUCAAACUUUAAAUCUUCGUUUGAUCAACAAUAUAAAUGUGAACCCACAAAUAAUAGCGUUAACAAAGACUCUUUAAUUGAUGGAGAGAAUACACAAGUGACUGACGACUCCGACAUUUUAUCACAUAAAACUGAUGUCGAUAGUAUGCUUCCAACGAAUGGCAGCUGUAUUUCUUCAGAGUAUUCAGGAUCAAGCAGAUGUGAAUUAUCCGAUAAAAAUAAUGACAAAGUUAUUAGAACGGAUAACGCUGUGGAAGAUCCACAUUCUCAAUUAAAAGAUUCAAUCAGAACGGUUCAGAAUAAGGAUCAGGAGUCAGCUAGCCCACCCAAACGACUUGAUCCUCAGAAAAGGAAACCCCGCUUAGUUACCACGAUGCCCAGUUCGUGUAUGAUGCCAAAACCAACACAAACCGAAAUUAAAAGGAGGCUGGCGAAUAUCAAGUUUCCGAUAGUAAUUUUAGGGAAGGAUCAAGUCAGUUCGGGUAUUAAAGUUAUGGAUGAAGACCCUCCACAAUUUAGUGGCUUAGACGAACACAUCUGGCCUUUUAUGGCUGAAUGGUCCCCGCAAGCCACUAAAGAUACAAAGCCCAAUAAUUUUCUUGACAAAAAGUGUAAUUCUUUCCUUUCUGACACCAAUUCAAGCAAAUCACGCAAAAGUGAUAAGGGAACACGAAAGCGGUCACCAUUGAAAGAAAAUAAACCGGCAAGUGGUGAUCCAACUAUAUAUAAAAAGAAAUUUGAAGUGAGGCGACCAAUGGAAAUAACAGAUAUAACUGAAAAGUUGCUUCAAUGUACGAGGAAGCAAAAAUCAAUUGUUCAAUUAAAGGACAAAAUGUUGAACUUCUUGUAUAAAAAGUCCUCGUGUCGUAAUAUUAACAGCCUAAAUGAAGAAAGCAAUGCCAAAAGCUCUGCUAUAAUUGAAAAUAAAAAAGCAGACGCAAUUGAGCCUGCAAAACCAGAAAACAUUUUAGCACUCACUGAAUUGCCGAAGCGAAGAACUUUUGCAAGCCCAUUCCCAACUGUAGGCAAGAAUAAAAGAAUACAAAAUUAUGCUUACCCAUGGGCCAAAGCAAAGUGGGCAAGUGAUUUUAUAGAAAAUGUUAUAAAGAAGAUACGUAGCGGAGUUUAUUACACUCAAGAACACAGGGAUACUUUCCACAGAUAUCAAAUCGGCGUAAAAGAAGUUUCUGUACAAGCAGGCUCGGUAUGCGAUUCUUCUGAUUCUACUCAGACUUAUGAUAGCGAUACAGAAACCGAACAUGCGCCAAAUACACGCAAUCCGAUACCAGGCUUCGAGAAAACACUACCAAUGCUAGAAAUCAAGACCCUCAAUAUGAAUCAAAUUGCUGUUAAACACUGUGUGACGAAUGUCAUAGUACAGUUCGAUGUAAUACUUCCAGCAAAGAGUGAACAAACUUCCACGAACACAUCAACAUAUAAAAGUAGUCCACUAAUACCAGUCGAGAUAACUGAUAGUCACACCAAAGUGUUCAAAUGCAAAACAACGAUUUUUAACGCCGUGUUGCCUGCCGAGAUAUGUAGCAUUCUACCACAAAUGAUGAGUGCUAUAAUCGAUACGAAUUCCAAUACGACCACUGCAAUGUGCCCCACAAAAACGGAUUCGUGUUUAUCUACAAUAACAGAGCAAACCCGUUGUGAAGCUGGCGAAUCCUUAAGUGGAAUAGCCUCAAGUCAUAGGUCAACUGAGAUCAAACCUGCAAUUCAAGGAUCAUUUACAAAUAAAGCUUACAAAAAGCCAAUACCCACAAAAAUCUAUUUUAGAUUCGAUUACGACAAUCUUUUAGCAGAAGAAUUGUUACCAAAGGUUUCUUUGGAUGGUUUAGUAAAGUAUGAAAUUAAUCCCCGAUUAGUGGAAAUUGACAAUACAAAAUGUAUACUUUCGCUUGUUAUGUUACGACGAUCGAUCAGGCAAAAAUCAAGUGUAACUGAUAUGGUACAAACCAAUACCAGUACGAGUAUGGAAGUUUAUACUGGUAGUAAACGAAGCGUAUGUCCAGCUUACAAGCCUUUAGACAUCGUGGGUGUCAUCAAAAGUAUAUUACGCACUCAUCAUUUGCAAAUUAACAUGAAUUUAACGUCUUACUUCGAUAUGCUUAAAAUGAAAUACGAUGGCAAAAAUAUUAAAAUUAAUAUGUCGCUAACAAAUUGCAAUGGUGAACAGAAAAAUGUUGUUGUAACAGUAAACAACUUGAAAGUUGAUUCCCUCUUCGAAGCAUUGCCAAAAAUGAACAUUAAAAAGAAAAAUUCGGUGAAUAAAAAUAAUCCUAUCAAAGUUAUGGAUUAUGCAAACACAUCUUUGGCUGGCAAAUCAGAAAAUAUGGAAAUAAACCGAACCAACUGCACUAAAGUUAAAAGAAAAGGAUUCUAUAAGCUUUAUAGGAAAUGCAAAUCUACUACAAAUAUACCCUCAGCAGAGAAAUGUACUAGCACUCCACUGAGUAAAAUUACGACAUUGGAGGACUUUUUCCAAAUUCUCGGAUCGAAAAGAAUGCUUUGUAGCGUGUUUGAUGGGUAUUCUGCAAAAAAGAUUUUAUCGUCAAUAUCGGAGAUGAAGAACUGGAUUACUGAAAUCAAUGCGAAACAGGCUAUGCUUAUAUUACUCCUGACCAAUAAGAAAGAUACGCAAAAUUUAGUGCGUUUCAGACCUAUUAUUUUACAAGGCAUUGCAGUUAACCGAAUUACUAGAGCUUCAGAAUUGGAUAUGGAAAUUGAAGUGAUAGAAAGGGAAAAUUUAAAUAAAUUCCCGCAGCAGUUUGAAGGAAUAUCUUAUUUACCGGAGUCGGUAACGAAUUACGACAAUCUAAUGGAGGAGUUGUAUUGGAUAGCUAAAACUACUGCUUCCGAUUACCAAAAACCUUUUGACGAAACUUCAGAAAGGCUUCUGAGGUCCUUAUUGGAGAAACGUAAGAAAUUGAAUCCUUCGUAUCUCCGAGUGAUGGCGCGUUACGUGGGCUUGGGACUGCUCAAGUCACCAGCGAAAUGUUAAAUUAUAAUGAGUAGGUACUGUGCUGUUAAACAUUGUGGGAGGUCAAAAUUUUG
Molecule: messenger RNA, 4276 nt
Organism: Helicoverpa zea (corn earworm)
Lineage: Eukaryota; Metazoa; Arthropoda; Insecta; Lepidoptera; Noctuidae
Exons: 7
Coding region: 90-4223 (1377 amino acids)
Source: RefSeq, a predicted model, not a curated record